Ilex paraguariensis (yerba mate) is the source of this 258-nucleotide messenger RNA. NCBI's taxonomy places the organism in Eukaryota, Viridiplantae, Streptophyta, Magnoliopsida, Aquifoliales, Aquifoliaceae. The record is from the annotation of a GenBank genome assembly.
AUGUUCACUAAAAGUGGCCAUUUCAAAUUCCUCGCGAACUUUGUAGGAUUGCCACUCAAAUUUUUCUUUGUUGGUUGCUUCUUAGCAUUUUUGUUUGCAGAUUAUUGCAAGGGAAGGAAAUAUAAGGGACACGUCAUGCUAAUGGUUUCAAUUUAUAAGCUAUUGAGGAAGGAUGAGAUAGUAAUAUGUACACCGGUGUUUGUCUCAUAUAAUGAGAAGAAAAGAGAAAUUUGUUCCUUGCAUUCCUUGGCAACAUAA